Molecule: messenger RNA, 726 nt
Organism: Exophiala viscosa
Lineage: Eukaryota; Fungi; Ascomycota; Eurotiomycetes; Chaetothyriales; Herpotrichiellaceae
Exons: 1
Coding region: 118-342 (74 amino acids)
Source: RefSeq, a predicted model, not a curated record
CAAAAUCCUGAUGCUUCGGUAUGUUCUGUUCUCGAGGCACGUUUCACACACCUCGAACUGCGCCAAGCAGCAUAGCAUAAUGACCAUUCGCACGAGGGAUGUGAGCACGUGUCAUUAAUGGGGUUCAAUGCGCCUAGGCUUCGUGUUAUCCAAGUGCACUUGUUGAUAUGGUGUCCCGUGACACAUAGUCCGGCGCUAAUCAGCGAGCGGCACGACCAGGAUCGAAACCACAUGAAGACGCCCAUCAUUAUACGACCUUCCAGCAAACAUGCCGGGUGGUUACAGCGAUUCAGCCGCAGGUGUUUCUUGGCUCUCCUUUAUGUGUGGAGUGUAAGACGAUGACCCAGCGAAAGAGGCAUGAACAAAAUGAUCUGACUACAAUCGGCGGUAAGCGUCUCGUGUGAACGAUAAUACUGACUAACAUAUGGCGGCAGCAGGCACGGUUGCAGUUUAUGCAAUGAAAUCGUUGUACUCUUGAAUUCGCCCAACAUAUCCAUAACAAAUCAACCUGGCUGUCAAGCUGCUUCAGAGCAAAACUCCUGAGCUCCACCGUUCAUGCGAGCUAUAACGCAGGUGCAUUACGAGUAUCAACGACGCCCAAUGACCGAGUCUUCUCGAGCUCGAUGAUAGAAUAUCCUGCGCCCGUUGGGGAAGGUCUGAAGAUACACCGAGUACUAAGUGAAUGGCAGGACUGACAGGGUGCAGGCAGACCAGUGCACUUUGUUG